AUGGGGGCAGACGGGGCGACGUCGCGCGAGGGCGCCGCUGAGUCACGGCGGCGACGGAUGCGGCGCGGGGCGGGCGGGCGCGGGGGCGGCAAGGAGGGGCACAUAUUGGCCUGCGCCCGAGGGAACAUACAAAGAGUAUACCCCGAACUCGGUGAUGAAUCUAACCCAUUGCCAACUUGGAGAUUAGGGUCUUUACCAAAAAUUAAGCGCAUAUUAGAGGAUGUGUGGUACCCACGAGCAUGGUCGCGAGUGCCGCUGCUUUGCAUAAGUAAUGACCAUCGGCGCUCCCCCGCACCGCGCGCCGCACCCGCUAGGCCUAUCGAUUGCGGCGGCGCGAGGGCGGGCCGCAUCGCAUGUAAACAAAAAGAAUAUGGAUGUGUUACGCGGUGCUACGUCAGCGGCGCGUCACGGGCGCGACGUCACGGGCGGAAGUCCGCACUAGAUAUAUUUACAGUAGCCGUGCACGGGUUCAAUGUCGAGCUAUCUAUCGGCCAUCAAUCAGCAGUCAGCGCCGAUAGUCGCGGCCCGCGGGACACCCGCGCGUUUGCGCUCCGUCUCUCCUUCACACCCACCGGCCACACUUCGCCUCGGUACCGCUCGACGGCCCACACGAUGCAAAUAGCACCCGAUCACACUCUAACGUACACUGUA
Messenger RNA from Brenthis ino (lesser marbled fritillary), 651 nucleotides. The record is from the annotation of a GenBank genome assembly. Lineage: Eukaryota; Metazoa; Arthropoda; Insecta; Lepidoptera; Nymphalidae.